Monodelphis domestica (gray short-tailed opossum) is the source of this 1274-nucleotide messenger RNA. Its product is annotated as olfactory receptor 52B2-like. The record is from RefSeq and is a predicted model, not a curated record. NCBI's taxonomy places the organism in Eukaryota, Metazoa, Chordata, Mammalia, Didelphimorphia, Didelphidae. Gene Ontology annotation, cellular component: plasma membrane. Gene Ontology annotation, molecular function: G protein-coupled receptor activity; olfactory receptor activity. Gene Ontology annotation, biological process: G protein-coupled receptor signaling pathway.
AUCCUCAGUUCCCAUUCUAAUAUCAUGGCUGCCACCAAUCAUACCUUCCAUCCAGUUGUCUUCCUCCUUUGGGGCAUCUCAGAUCUAGAGGAACUGCACAUCUGGAUCUCCAUCCCUUUCUGCACCAUGUAUGUAGUAGCCCUUGGAGGUAACUCCUUGUUGAUCAUAUCUAUCUGUAUGGAGCACAGUCUACAUGAACCUAUGUACCUCUUCCUGGCCAUGUUGUCCACAUCAGACCUUUUGCUCUCCACUGCUAUCAUGCCCAAGAUGUUGGCCAUUUUUUGGUUUGAGGACAAAGUCAUUUCUUUCCAGGCCUGCAUCACUCAGAUGUUUUCUGUCAUUGCCAUCUUUGUCAUGGAGUCAACAGUUCUUCUGGCCAUGGCAUUUGACCGCUAUGUGGCCAUCUGUUUUCCAUUGAGAUACACCAUGAUUCUGUCCCCCAUGGUAAUCAGGAAAAUAGCAAUAUUUUCUCUGGCCAGAGGUCUACUCAUCACUUCCCCUUUCAUCUUCCUAGUUGAGCAGCUGCCAUUCUGUGGAAAUAACAUUAUUACCAAUACUUAUUGUGAACUUCCUAAGAUUUCCAGGCUGGCCUGUGCAGACAUCACAGCCAUUAACAUUUAUACACUAGUAUUGUCCUUCUUGUCCACAGGCUUAGAUGUCAUCCUCAUAUCCAUAUCCUACACUUUUAUCCUCCGAGCUGUCUUCAGACUCCCAUCCCGUGAUGCCCAACUCAAGGCUCUGGGUACCUGCAGUUCACAUGUCUGUGUCAUCCUCAUGUUCUACAUACCAGCCUACCUGACAGUGCUGAUCAGCCACAUUCAGUAUGGGAUCCUGCUGACUAAUCUCUAUGUGGUUGUGCCGCCUGCACUGAACCCCAUUAUAUAUGGUGUCAGGACUAAGCAAAUUCGGGAUCAUAUCAUCCGCAGGUUCUCCCAAUUGGGCCAGGUAUGCUUAGCUGGAGAUGUUAGGAAUAACUGAGGAGCUUAAAAUAAUAUGUGUCAAUCAUUAUGAUUUAGACAUACAAUGAAGCUAUAACCAUUUAUAAAGAUAUUGUGACAAUUGACAACAUCAAGGGAUAUAUCUGUCAAUUAGGCAAAGAGGCUUUAGAUCCAGCCUUAGAUGUUUACUAGCAUGUUACAUUUGGCAAGUCACUUAACCUUUUUUCCCCUUAGUUUUCUCAAUUGUAAAAAGUGAUCAAUAAUAUCAUCAAUAUCCCAUGGUUUUGUGACAAUUCAACAGGAUGUUUGUAAAACACUGGCACAUAGUAAGCACUA